AUGACAUCUCAACUUUCUGGUAAUAUUUUGGGUCCCAACAUAGCAGUUGCUACAGGGUUACCGCCACGCCAUAAAAUCAUUGUCGCUAUAGAUUAUGGAACUACAUUUUCUGGUAUUAUUUAUGGCCUUAGCACCCAGAAAACUGGCGAUAAACUUAGCUUUGUGCCUCUUUGCAGCAAAAAGCAAACCGAAACGACGAAGGUCCCAUCCAGGAUUGCAUAUGCGAGAGAAAAUCCAAGCCUCAUAAAAUCAAACCAAUGGGGCUUCAACGUGGGACCAAAAUUGACGUCAUGUUCUUGGAUGAAGCUCCUUCUAGACAAAAACGCUGUCUUUGGCGAGGACGACGAUAUAAUCUCAAAGAUAGUCAUCGAUGAAGGAAUGAUGCACUUGCCACCACACCGAGACUGCAAAGGUGUCUGUGAGGACUUUCUCCAUGAGUUGUAUGUUGCCUUUGCUGGACACGCCGAAAGAACGCUUGGAGUGGAUGCCUUCAGAAUGUCGCCAAUAGACUGUUGGAUUACCUUGCCAGCCAUCUGGUCUGAUGAGGCAAAGCAUGCCACCUUGAACGCUGCCAGGAAGGCUGGAUUUGCAGCAAACCCAAUGGAUGAGGUACACACAAUUGCGGAACCGGAAGCGGCAGCGAUUGCAACUCUGAAAGAGCUAGCUGCACCAGGAACUCUCAAUGCUGUGCAGCGCGGUGAUAAUGUCUUGAUAUGUGAUUGCGGGGGAGGAACUGUCGAUAUUACCACAUACACAGUCACUUCGGUUGCGCCGAAGUUGACUUUUGAAGAACUUUGCGUUGGAACUGGUGGAAAGUGUGGCUCUACCUAUAUUGAUCGUCACCUUCACGCUCUCUUAUCUGAUCGUUUUGGCAAUGCUUUCGACAGCAUCCCAUAUACGAGAAAAGGUCCGGGAAGCGCUCUGAUGAACAAUUGGGAGGUGCUUAAGAGAUGCUUCGGUCCCACCAUGGAGAAUGCUGUCACCUUCGAACUAGGUCCGCUGUACUUUGAUUUGCCAAGCUCGCAUCAAUAUGACAGAGACGAUAAUGUUAUCUUCCUAUCACUUGAAGACAUGAAGUACGUGUUCGAUCCAAUCGUCGAUCGGGUAAUCAAACUAGUUAAAAAGCAGGUCGACCAAGCAAAGCGCCAAAGAAAGGCAAAAAUCCAUCGCAUAGCUCUUGUGGGUGGAAUGGGAGCUUCAAAAUAUCUAUACAGCAGAUUAUUGUCGUGGUGUGCUUCAAAUGGACAUAUUGAGCUUCUAUGCCCUGAGCGCCCUGAUCUCGCAGUUUUAAGGGGUGCUGGAAUUCGGGCACUCGAAGGACUUGCGCCUCGCGUUAAGUACGUUCGUCGGCACUACGGCUUCCGAAUCAGUCGUGUCUUCCGGGAAUUUAUCGAUGAGGAAAAGCACGCAUACAUCGAUGACUACUCAAACCUAAAGUAUUGUGCAGGCCGAGCCAUAUGGUGUGUUUCAAAGGGCGAUGUGAUAACUGAAGGGUCGUUUCAUUCAGAAGGUUGUUCGUCCCCCUACAGCCCUGGAAAAGCCAUUAAUUCUACGAUUGAACUUUAUUCAUGCGAAGGAGAUCAACAACCUGAUAGGAUGGACGAUCCACGCGUCAAGAGCGUUGGCAAAAUACCUUACAACUUCCCUGCAGAUUUCAACUUCGGCAUGGACAGCAGGUCAAGAUUCAACCAGCGCCUUGACAGGAUGGUUCAUGAGUUCCAUUUUCAGAUCCAAGUUAUAUUUGGUGACAGAGGAGCCAAUCUGAAAUUCCGGCUCGCUGUUGGUGGUAGAGUGGUAUCCGACACUACCAUCGAAUUUCCUGAGCAUUGA
Botrytis deweyae is the source of this 1830-nucleotide messenger RNA. RefSeq lists its product as uncharacterized. Gene Ontology annotation, molecular function: ATP binding; ATP-dependent protein folding chaperone. The coding region runs from base 1 to 1830 and encodes 609 amino acids. The record is from RefSeq and is a predicted model, not a curated record. The transcript is spliced from 9 exons. Lineage: Eukaryota; Fungi; Ascomycota; Leotiomycetes; Helotiales; Sclerotiniaceae.